Molecule: messenger RNA, 540 nt
Organism: Gopherus flavomarginatus (Mexican gopher tortoise)
Lineage: Eukaryota; Metazoa; Chordata; Testudines; Testudinidae
Product: allograft inflammatory factor 1-like
Exons: 6
Coding region: 1-540 (179 amino acids)
Biological process (GO): ruffle assembly; actin filament bundle assembly
Cellular component (GO): actin filament; ruffle membrane
Molecular function (GO): actin filament binding; calcium ion binding
Source: RefSeq, a predicted model, not a curated record
AUGCUAACAGAGCUGUUUGUUCUUUUGCAAGGAAAAAAUGCAAAGGAUCGUGAAAUGCAGGAGAAGCAGGAGAAAGAAUUUUGUCUAAUUAAUAAGGAGUACCUGGCUGAUGAACCAUUCCGAGACAUUCCAAAUCUACAGGCAAAGCUUGAUCAGCUGAAGGGCAUGUUUAUGGGAUAUGAUGCCACACGCACAGGAGAAAUUGACUAUCCAACAAUGAGCAGGAUACUGCAGGAGUUUGGGGUUUUCCAAAACCCCUUGGAGCUCAAGACACUGGUCCAGGAAAUCACAGGGAACACAGGCAGCACUGUCCCUUACAAGGAUUUCACUAUGGUUAUGCUGGGCCGCAGAUCAACCAUGUGCCAAAGGAUCAUGCACUACGAUGGGAAAGGAGGAGGAGCAGUGAAGAGGCCCAGCCUGAUGGAUGCUGGCCCCUAUAUAACCUACUUGGAAUGCACUCUUUCCGGAGUCCCCUCUCCUCUUACCACUCUUCCGCCACCACCUCCCCCAUCUCCAGCUGAUGGCUGCUCUGAAACCUAG